Messenger RNA from Lepus europaeus (European hare), 2999 nucleotides. It is a transcript of the gene ZNF567, whose product is annotated as zinc finger protein 567. Gene Ontology annotation, cellular component: nucleus. Lineage: Eukaryota; Metazoa; Chordata; Mammalia; Lagomorpha; Leporidae. The record is from RefSeq and is a predicted model, not a curated record. Gene Ontology annotation, molecular function: RNA polymerase II cis-regulatory region sequence-specific DNA binding; DNA-binding transcription factor activity, RNA polymerase II-specific. The transcript is spliced from 6 exons. The coding region runs from base 441 to 2465 and encodes 674 amino acids. Gene Ontology annotation, biological process: regulation of transcription by RNA polymerase II.
GGGACCUCCUGUUGAGGAGGCGGGUGAUGGUGGGCUCCGUUGGGACGGCCGGCGAGAGAGGCGGGAACCUGCGCCAGGGAGAGAGAAAGGAGGGAAGAAGGAAGUUAGGCCGAGGAGGAAAGCGAGAGCCCGGCCCUAGAGGCGGCGAAGAGGGAAAGAGGCGGCAAAGGUGGCUUAUCUCCAGCUCAGGUGGAUUGGGACCUGGGAAAGGGAAGACAUGUCCAAAGUCAGGGACAAGCAGCAGCUAACAAGACUGGUGCUGUUACAAUUCAGUGUAGGUCAUCUCUUCUGAGACAGCUGCUGCCGGGACACUUCUCAGUGGCCACCUCAGCUCUUCCUGUAGGCAUGUUGUGGCCCACACACGCUGUUGGGUCUUAUUUGUCCAGUUGGAGAGGAUCCAAGACAACCCAGGCAGCCUCCAUCCACGGAAUCCUCAUCUAAUGCUCAGGAACCACCCUUUUCUAAAGAGGACCCCAAAGGAAAGACUGGUAAUCUCUGAAAAUCUCAAAACCAUGGAUCAGGGAUCAUUGUCAUUCAAAGAUGUGACUGUGGACUUUACUCAAGAAGAGUGGCAGCACCUCGAUCCUGCUCAGAAGACUCUCUACAUGGAUGUGAUGUUGGAAAACUAUUGCCACCUCAUCUCUGUGGGGUGUCACAUGACCAAGCCUGAUGUGAUCCUCAAACUGGAACGAGGAGAAGAGCCAUGGACAUCAUUUGUAGGUCACACCUUAGAAGAAAAUUGGAAAACUGAAGACUUUUUAGUAAAAUUCAAGGAACAUAAAGAUAAAUAUUCCAGAUCAAUUGUAUGCAUCAGCCAUAAGAAACCAGUUAAAGAGAAGAGUAACAUAUAUGAAAAGUCAAAAUCAAUCAUUCUAGGCAAAAACUCUGUUAAUUCAAAAAUAUUACCUCCUGAAUAUGAUACUCAUGGAAAGAUUUUGGAAAGUGUUUCAGAAUUAAUCAUCAGUAAUCUAAGUCCUGCAAGAAAGAGACUUAGUGAGUAUAAUGGAUAUGGGAACUCACUCCUCAGUAUGAAGCAAGAGAAAGCCCAUCAUCAAGUCAGAUCCCAUAAUCAGAAUAUCAGGGCUUUCAGUCAUAAUGAAGGGCUUAUGCAGUAUCAGAAGAUGGGAACUCCAGCUCAAUCAUUUGGAUAUGAUGAAAGUGAGAAACCAUUCCUUAAAAGGGGAGGCUUAAUUCCAGUUACACAUAACAGAGCAUACAGAGGGGAAAACUCAUCUGUGUUCAAUAAAAAGAGAAGAGCAACUAAUAUUGAAAAAAAACAUACAUGCUCUGAGUGUGGGAAAUCCUUCUGCAGGAAGUCAGUAUUGAUUCUGCAUCAGGGAAUUCACACAGAGGAAAAACCCUAUCAGUGUCAUCAGUGUGGAAAUGCAUUUAGAAGGAAGUCAUAUCUCAUUGAUCACCAAAGAACUCACACAGGAGAGAAACCCUUUGUUUGUAAUGAAUGUGGAAAGUCUUUCCGUUUAAAGACAGCUCUCACUGAUCAUCAGCGAACACAUACAGGGGAGAAAUCAUAUGAAUGUCCACAAUGUAGGAAUGCCUUCCGAUUGAAGUCACACCUCAUUCGUCACCAGAGAACUCAUACAGGAGAGAAACCAUAUGAAUGUAAUGACUGCGGGAAGUCCUUCCGUCAGAAGACAACACUGUCUCUACAUCAGAGGAUUCAUACUGGGGAGAAACCCUAUAUUUGUAAAGAAUGUGGGAAGUCUUUUCACCAGAAGGCAAACCUUACUGUCCAUCAGAGAACUCACACAGGGGAGAAGCCAUAUAUUUGUAAUGAGUGUGGGAAAUCCUUCUCCCAAAAGACAACCCUUGCUCUUCAUGAGAAAACUCAUAAUGAGGAGAAACCUUAUAUUUGUAAUGAAUGUGGAAAGUCCUUCCGCCAGAAGACAACUCUUGUAGCACAUCAGAGAACACACACAGGAGAGAAAUCUUAUGAAUGUCCUCACUGUGGGAAGGCCUUUAGAAUGAAGUCAUACCUCAUUGAUCACCACAGGACUCAUACAGGGGAAAAACCAUAUGAAUGUAAUGAAUGUGGGAAGUCAUUCAGUCAGAAGACAAAUCUCAAUCUGCAUCAGAGAAUUCACACAGGGGAGAAACCCUAUAUCUGUAAUGAAUGUGGGAAGUCCUUUCGCCAGAAGGCAACCCUCACUGUACACCAGAAAAUACAUACAGGGCAGAAAUCCUAUGAAUGUCCUCAAUGUGGGAAAGCUUUUAGUAGGAAGUCGUAUCUCAUUCAUCAUCAAAGAACUCACACGGGAGAGAAACCAUAUAAAUGUAAUGAAUGUGGAAAGUGCUUCCGCCAGAAGACGAAUCUCAUUGUACAUCAGAGAACUCACACAGGUGAGAAGCCCUAUGUUUGUAAUGAGUGUGGUAAGUCCUUUAGUUAUAAGAGAAAUCUCAUUGUCCAUCAGAGAACUCACAAGGCAGAAAAUAUGGAAAUGCAAUAAAUGAUUUGAUUUCUUUGUGAAGUCUUCCCAAGUUAUUGUUAACUUUUAAGGUUUUUUAAAGAAAGCAUGUUUUACAGUUUCAUGUAAUUUUAAUCACAAACGUAAUCAUGGUUAAGUACCAUAUCACAUAACUACUGUUUAUUAGUGAAUAAAAUGGGUGUAAUCAUUUUAGUGAAGUCUUACAGCUAUGAAAUAUUUUUUAAAGUUUUUAACUCAUACUUUAUUUUUUAAAAAAUACAUGCAGAGGCAAAUUAUGAAGUGGUUAUAAGCAUCGGUUUCUCCAGAUGAGAAACAAAAUAGCUAUGAACUAUUUCUCAUUGUACUCUGUGUAAUAAAGAGUAGUUAGUUUCUUUUCCAAAGAUUACCACUUCCCUGGCUUAAAAUGUCAUAAAGUAGUUUUUUGCAUGUUUUAUAUAUGAUCAUACAUCAUGAAUGUGUCUUGCUUCACUCAACAUUUUAAAGACUUGUACAUUAUUGCAUGUGGCAGUAGUGUAUUCAUUUUAAUUUUGUAUGCUAUUCCAUUUUAAGAAUAUA